Molecule: messenger RNA, 2705 nt
Organism: Paramecium sonneborni
Lineage: Eukaryota; Ciliophora; Oligohymenophorea; Peniculida; Parameciidae
Source: the annotation of a GenBank genome assembly
AUGAUAUAAAAUUAUAACAUCCUUAUCUUCGUUUUAUAUUUAGUUAUAGAAUGUAAGACAAUUGGAGUAGAAUAAGAACUUGAAAAUAAAGAAAGUGAACAAUUUUUAAAGAUUGAAAUAAGAUCUUAAGCCUCGUAAGAAAUAAAAUUAAGAUUUUACAAUAAUUAAGUAUUUUUAAGAAAUAAUUUGUUUAGACUUAGAAAAAGGAUAUUUAUAAUUGUUCAAUCUAAGAUAAAUGUGAAUGUGAUGGUAAUAUUUUUGAGAAUUUUGAAUGUUCAUAAAACAAAAGCUUAUUUUUGAUGUAAUUUAUAAAGUUCCCAUAUGUAUAUGGAGAUAAUAUUGAAGAAAUAGAAAAAAAUUCAAUAGAGUAAACAUUAGGAAAUAGUGUUAUAACUUCUAAAUUAUUUAGGAUAUUGACUGUUAAAAAUAGUGAAAUUAAUUAGAUAGCCUCAUAAGGGGUGAAAUAUAAUGAUAAAGAUUUAAGUAGUUAAUUGUAAUUAGGUGAUUAUGAUUUAUUCUUAAGAUGGUAAAUUUAUAGUAAUAGAACUUUUGAUAUGGCAAUAGAUUUUAAUAAUAAAAAUUGGAUUGGUUUAGGAUUUUGUCCUAAUGUAAAAUAAUUUAUAAUAUCUUAGAUGAACAAUUGUGAUAUGAUAUAUAUCUAUUUAGAUGGUAAGAGUGUUAAAAUAAGAGAUACAUUUGCAACAGGUCAUACUAUUCCUGAAAUUGACUCUAGUAAUGAUAUUAGAAUAUAAUCUUAUGUUAUAAAUGAAACAGGUUACUCUGUUAGAUUUAAUAGAAAUUUGAAUACUGGAGAUCCUAAGGAUCAAAUUCUUUUUGAAGGAAGAUCAUACAAAUUUUGUAUAGCUUGGUCAACUUAAAAUUAAUUUGAUGGACAUAAUAAAUAAUAUAAUUUUGAUAUUGAAUUUGUUAAUAAUUAUAUUGGAAAAGUAAUUUUGGAUGAUGGUAUGAAUACAUUAUAUGUGAUACAUGCUAUUGUAUUAUUUAUAGCUUGGGGAGUAUUUGCAGAUGUUGGAAUAAUAAUAGGAAGAUUUUUUAAAUCUAUAAAUAGUUAUUUAUGGAUUCAUGCAAUAUGCUUUAUUAUUGUUGACUUUUCUACAAUAAUCAUAAUGAUCUUAAUUUUUAUAAUGGGUAUAAAGGGAGGAAACAUUUAAGGAGAUGGAGUUUAGGGAGGUCAUAAUUUAAUAUCAAUACUUCUUACAUUACUUGUAAUUGUAGAACAUAUUUUGGGAAUGGUUGUUAAACAUCAUUUAGAAUCAAAUGAUACAGAAAAUAGAUAAAGAGUAUUUAAAAUACGAAUUGUUCAUAUUGUUUUAGGGAAUUUUAUGUAUUUGGCUGCUAAGGUUGAUAUAAUUUUAGGAUUUAUUAAAAAUGAAUCUUCAAUCUUAUUGAUUUUAUCUAUCAUAUGGACAGCUCUAUUGAUAAUAAUUCGAAUAGUAUUAGAAAUUUAUAAAUCUAAAAAUAAAUUUAUAUAAUCUAAAAUUGUACCAGAAUAACCUUAAAUACUUAAUGAAAAUUAAUUAAAAUUACUAAAACUUCUAGAAACCAAUCAACCAACUAAUUAGAUUAUAAAAUAAUUACCUGAUAUUAAAUGGAUAUUAUUAGAUUAAGAUAUAUAUGAUGUUACUGAUUAUUAACAUCCAGCUGGAAAUUUCCUUAUUGUAAAUGUAAAUGGUAAAGAAAUUAGUCGUUAUUUCAAUGGUGGUUUUGCUCUAGAAUCAAUCAAAAUGAAAUAACAUAAUCAUAGUAGAGUUGCUUUAUAAUCACUUAAAAAUCGAUAUAUAGGUACAUUAUAAAUAUAAAAUGCUCAUCAUUUAAAUCCUGGAUCACCAUGGGACUUAGUUCAGAAAAUCUAAUUAUCAACAAACAUAAUGUAAUUUGAUUUCACAAAUAAAGAUUUCACUAUAAAUCUCAAAUAGAAUUUAAGUGACUUUGGAUAACAUUUUAGUAUUUCUUUAUCUGAAUUUGCUCCUAAAACUAGAAUAUAUACUAAAAUCAUGUGUAUGGCUAAACCAUAUCAGCAAUUUAGAAAUUCAAUUAUUGAUUAUUGUGAAGACAAAACUUAACAAAUACCUAUAUUAUAAUAUUAGACAACAAAUACAAUUCCAUUAAUUAUUAAAAAAUACAAUUUUAAAAAAGCUCUUACUCCCUAAAUUUUUAAUCACCAAGGUUAAUUUUGGAUUUAAGGUCCUUUUUCUAGAGGUUUAGAACUUCAAAGCAAAUCUAAAUGUGUUGUUUUUGUUGGCGGAACUGGAAUUUUACCAUUUUUAGAUUUAUUAGAUCUUUUAUUGAUUAAAUCAUAUUAUAUUGCUAAUCCAACUAAAUAAACUUAAAUAUUAUAAUUUGCACCUUAAAUUGAUUAAUUGGAUAAUGAAUUUGAACUGAUUUUAUUAGCAUCCUUUUAAAAUGAAGAUGAAUUUAUUGGUAAAGAAUGGAUUAGAAAAUUAUAUUCAAUUAACAAGAAUAAUAAUUUUAAAUUAUUUGAUAUGAAAAUAAGAUAUUCUGAUGGUAAGUUAGAUUCAAUCAUACCAGCAUUUCAUAAUAAAUUUAAUUAAGAUUUUGUUAAUCCUUUUUUAGGAGAUUAUUAAAAGAAUAUUUUUAUAUGUGGACCACCCAAUAUGAUUUAUUCAUUAAAUUAAAUUAUCUCUCAAACAAAUUAAGACUAAAGUAAAGUUUUAAUUGUUUGA